This is a messenger RNA of Fusarium graminearum PH-1, 423 nucleotides long. RefSeq lists its product as uncharacterized. The transcript is spliced from 2 exons. Lineage: Eukaryota; Fungi; Ascomycota; Sordariomycetes; Hypocreales; Nectriaceae. The record is from RefSeq and is a predicted model, not a curated record. Bases 1 to 423 code for a protein of 140 amino acids.
AUGUUGGCUCCACUUCGACUAGAGGGCAGCCCCAAUGUGCAGAGCGUUAACAAGGUCUCUCUCAGAUUAGCUUUGGGGAGUCUUGAGGUCUGCAUGCAGAAAGUCGCUCGAGACCUCGACAAAAAGGUGGAGAUGCUUCAUGGGGAGAACCAGCAGCUUCGAGAAAUUCUCUAUCGAUGUGGAAUGAGCGAACAUGAUAUUCAACUCCAGCUGAACGGCACGAAGUUUGUGAACACGACUUGGCAAGAAUCUUCAAGGCCGCCAUCAACAAGCCUUGAUCAUACUGUUCCUUCUCCAGCAUGGGGAUACGUACCGAACCUGGACACGAAACCUGGGCAGCAAAUCAGCGUUAGCACUCAAGAGCUAUAUUCGCGACCGGAUCGGGGCAUAAUUGGACCAUCUACAGCAAACUCCCAGCAUUAG